AUGUUACUGUCAGAGAGAAAUAAAAGUGGGGCUGCAUUCAUUCUCUUGGGCUUCUCAGAUUAUCCAGAACUGCAAGUCCCCCUCUUCUUGAUUUUUCUGGCCAUCUAUAGUGUCACUGUUGUAGGGAAUAUUGGGAUGAUAGUUAUAAUCAAGAUUAACAUCAAACUGCACACCCCCAUGUACUUCUUCCUCAGCCACCUCUCAUUUGUAGAUUUUUGCUACUCUUCCAUCAUUACUCCCAAGGCCCUAGAAAACCUGGUUAUAGAAGACAGAACCACUUCAUUUCCAGGAUGUGUAAUACAAUUCUUUUUCUUUUAUACCUUUGUGUUAACUGAAUCCUUUUUAUUAGUUGUGAUGGCCUAUGACCGCUUUGUGGCCAUUUGCAACCCUCUGCUCUACACAGUUGCCAUGUCCCAGAAACUCUGUGCCAUGCUGGUGGUCGGAUCAUAUACAUGGGGAAUAGCAUGUUCUUUGAUACUCACAUGCUCUGCUAUCGAAUUAUCUUUUCAGGGUUUCAACACAAUCAAUCACUUUUUCUGUGAGUUCUCUGCAUUGCUCUCCCUGCCUUGCUCUGAUACAUCAGUCAGUGCUGCUUUUCAUUUCUGCCACCUUAAUGAGGUCAGCACACUGCUCAUCAUUCUCUUGUCUUAUAUCAUUGUCACCAUCCUCAAGGUGCGUUCAGCCAGUGGCCACCACAAAGCCUUCUCUGCCUGUGCCUCCCACCUGACUGCCAUCACCAUUUUCCAUGGGAUCAUCCUUCUUCUCUACUGUGUGCCUAACUCCAAAAACUCCAGGCAAACUGUCAAAGUAGCGUCUGUGUUGUACACGGUGGUGAUCCCCAUGUUGAAUCCCCUGACCUACAGUCUGAGAAAUAAGGAUGUCAAGGGUACACUUGGCAAGUUAAUGGACACUAAAGUCUUUUCUUUUUGA
Zalophus californianus (California sea lion) is the source of this 930-nucleotide messenger RNA. RefSeq names its product olfactory receptor 5D18-like. Gene Ontology annotation, molecular function: G protein-coupled receptor activity; olfactory receptor activity; odorant binding. Gene Ontology annotation, cellular component: membrane. Gene Ontology annotation, biological process: G protein-coupled receptor signaling pathway; sensory perception of smell. The record is from RefSeq and is a predicted model, not a curated record. Lineage: Eukaryota; Metazoa; Chordata; Mammalia; Carnivora; Otariidae.